GCUGCCCUCGUCGCCGUUGCCGCCGCUGCCCCAAGCCACUUAUAUGAAAGCCCAGUUGUGUACUCGGCUCCAGCAGCUGUUGCAUACCAAGAACCCGUCUUGGCUAAAGUUGGCUCCGUUGUGAAGAGCAUUCCCACCGCUGUCUCCCAUCAAAGCCAGUCGAUUGUGCAUAGCUCAGCUCAUGUUAUCGAGGAUGUGGUGGCACCAGUUGUGAAGACCAGCUAUGUCUCAGCUCCUGUCUUGAAGACCAUCCACUCUGCUCCUCUGGUGCAUACCUCAUAUGCCGCCGCUGCCCCUGUCUUCAAAUCAUAUGGCGCGGCUCCAGUUGUGCACAGUUAUGCUGCGCCUUUGGCUUACGACACUCACUACUCAUCUUGGUAA
This is a messenger RNA of Bactrocera oleae (olive fruit fly), 381 nucleotides long. Lineage: Eukaryota; Metazoa; Arthropoda; Insecta; Diptera; Tephritidae. The record is from RefSeq and is a predicted model, not a curated record.